GUAACGUGUAAACAGAUGGCGCUUUGUGUAAUAACUGCAUGAUGUUUAUCUGAUGAAUUAGUGAGCGGAGAGAGGAAUGAAUUAAAGUUACUGUUUCGGAAACACACACAGAGAGAUUUAUUUUCAUCCUCAGAGCGGGACAUUUUAUUUUCACUGCGUUUUUUAAAAAGAUUUAUGAGUUAAAAGUCUCACACAGUCAGCUUUAUAGCUGCAGAAUGGCUGAUGAGGAUUUCUGCACUUCUCUGGCCUACAACAAAAGUCCUAAAACCUCCAAAAGAACCACUUUCCAGGAUGAGCUGGAAGCAGUGGUUAAUCAGAGAGCUGUCAGGAACAGAGCCUCUCAUUUUAACUCUAAUUAUCAUGAUGAUGAUGAUGAUGAUGAUGAUGGUGGUGGUGGUGAUGUCCUUAAAGAGCUGCUGAAGACGAGGAGGAAGAAGAUGGACAUGUUCAAAGCCUCAAGAACAAAAACCUCAAUCAAUGACUUUAAACUAUCAGACGAUGAGGAGGAGAACAUCAGACCUAAAAAAGUCUCCUUCCUGAAGAGCCAGAAAAACUCUGACACUCUCAGAUCAGAUGCUUUCAAAUCUGACACCCUCAGAUCAGAAACUCUCAGGUCAGACAGUCUCAGAUCAGGCACCCUCAGAUCAGACACCCUCGGAUCAGACAGAUCUUUAAUUUCUCACCAAAGUGUUAACGAGGCUCAGAGUCUAGACAGAAGUCACCAGGACUCACAGUUUACCUCACACUCUGAAUCACCUGCACAACAGAACUGCCAAUUGGAGUCUCCAUCAGUGAGAAAGAGCCAAUUAGAAUCCUCUUCCUGCAGGAGAAGCCUAUCAGAAGCACCCUUGCCUCUGUAUUCAGAGAACAGCCAAUGGGAAUCCAGCUCUGAGUGUGUGUUAGAGGCCAUGCCCCCGACACCUGCCCCCCGUCAGCGAGCUCCUCUCUCAGCUAUCAGUGGACAUGAUGAAAAGGAUGGACGAACACACACUCCAUCCAGCAGAGCUGCUACGUCGCCUGUGACUAACACCAACACCUCCAUCUCCAUGUCCUCUCAGACCGCAGGGAAUUCUGGGAGUGGCGAUGGACAGGACGGUGUGUCUGUGACGGUGAACACACACUCCGGGUCACUAGAGGGCACUGAGAGCACAGAUUUCUCAGCAGCAGGACAGAGAACACAGGAAGAAUAUCAGCUCGGUUCUGAAGUCUCUCCACUAACAGACAGUGAGAUGUCCACCACAUGGCCAGCCAGAUAUUUAUCUUCUCAACCAGGAAGCUCCAGAAAGUCCAGGAGCAUCCCAUCUUACACAGCAGAGUCCAGAUAUCUGGGGACGUUAAAGGUUCUGGAGCAGAAUUUGUCUUUUCAGGAGACAGGAUUGGACUCUGCUGAUUCUCUAAGAGCCACUGUUUAUCAGGACUGGUUGAAGAAGAAAGAAGAGAAACUGCAGGAGACUUUCAAAGCUAAAAAACAAGAAGAAAAACUGAAAGAGGAGAAAAAAACAGAGGAGGAGACGAGUAAGAAAUCCGAAGCUAAAGCCUCUUAUGACGCCUGGAAAGAAAAGAAACGUGAAGCUCUGAGAAAGAAGAUCAGAGAAAAACAGGAGGCGAUGAGAAAACUGCAGAAAGAGAUGGAUGAUAAAGAGGAAAGGAAAGAAACAGCAAAACAGCAGGUUUUUGAGAAAUGGAAGCGAGAACAAGAUGACCUACUUCGUGAGAAGCUCCAAAAACAGGUGCAGACUGAAAACAGGCUGAAAGAAAAAAAAGAGAAGGAGAAAGAGCAGAGGAAAAGAGAGAGCAGUUCUUUAUUCGCUCAGUGGAGUGACAGGAAGAAGGAGGUGAUUGAGGAGAAGCUGAAGUCUGAACGCAGGAAGAAGGAAAUAAAAGAGAUUGAAGAGAAAUAUGAGAAGGAAGAAAGAGAAAAGAUGGCACUGGAGAUGUAUGAAAAAUGGCUGAGAAAUAAAGAGUUUCAGCAGAAACAAGAGCGAAGAGAAAAAAAGACGAAGGCGAUUGUAGUGGAGGAGCCGCCGCCCCCGUGGAGCCCCCCAAACAGAACCGUCCCGUUUGGCAAAUAAUCCUCACCGGCCACUUUAGUAGGAACAACUACACAUCUGCUCAUUCAUUAUACAUCGCGCUGCUACCACUUCGGCCGAUCAUGUGUCAGCAGCGUAAAUCAUAACAUCAUGCAGAUACAGCUCGGUGGAUGUUGGUGCCAGGUGGGCUGGUUUGAGUAUCUGAGAUUUUACCUGGUAUUUUCACACACAUCAUUUUCUACAGUUUACAGAGAAAGGUACGAAAAACAAAAAACAUCCAGUAAGCCUUGAUUCUGUGGGUGGAGACGCCAUGUUGAUGGAAGAGAUCAGAGGAGAAUAGCUGACAGGAAGUCUAUAGAAACUCAAAUAAUCACUCUUUGCAUCCGUGGUGAGCAGAAAAGCAUCUCAGCAUGCACAACACAUCAAACCUUGAGGUGGAUAGGUUACGACAACAGAAGACCACAUCAAGCUCCACUCCUGGCAGAAAAGAACAGGAAUGUGAUUCUGUCAUGAGCCCAGACUCACCCACACUGGACAGGUGAAGAAAAACAUCAGCUGGUCUUUAUCUAAUCUUUAAAUGUCCAGUUUAGGAUGAUUUUCACCCAUUCUGAUGUUUGAUGUGAACAGUAACUGAAGCUCUUGACCUGAAUCUGUAUCGUUUUACACACCGUGCUAUACCACAUGAUUAGCUAUGUAGGUGUUCCUUAUAAAGUGGCCAGUGAGCAUAGCUCUGCAGGAGCACUGAUGGAUCAGCGUGAAGGUGAAUCUGACAGUAAUAACAGGAGCGUGCGCUGCUCAAUGUCUGAUCUAAUUAUAAAUCUGAUUAAUGUUGUUGCAUUAGUGUGAGUCUGAUAAGCACUUUAGCGGAAGAACAUUAACUGAGAGCUGCAGCGUGCUGCCGAAUAUCAUCUAUUACUCAUCUUUAAAAGAAAUUUCUAAAUGUUUCUUUCGUGAUAUUUUUGUUUCCUGAAGUUGUUAAUAAGUUUAAUGUCACUUUAUUGUGUACGGUUUUGUGUGUGUCACCGUCCAGCUACACAAUAAACUAUACAUUAUUUAUUAA
Molecule: messenger RNA, 3090 nt
Organism: Ictalurus furcatus (blue catfish)
Lineage: Eukaryota; Metazoa; Chordata; Actinopteri; Siluriformes; Ictaluridae
Gene: map9
Product: microtubule-associated protein 9
Exons: 13
Coding region: 216-2072 (618 amino acids)
Biological process (GO): regulation of mitotic cytokinesis; mitotic spindle assembly; mitotic cytokinesis
Cellular component (GO): astral microtubule
Molecular function (GO): microtubule binding
Source: RefSeq, a predicted model, not a curated record